Molecule: messenger RNA, 1933 nt
Organism: Onthophagus taurus
Lineage: Eukaryota; Metazoa; Arthropoda; Insecta; Coleoptera; Scarabaeidae
Source: RefSeq, a predicted model, not a curated record
UGUCAUGUGUCAAAAAAAAUCUGUCAUCAGUCGCUCGCUGACCCUUCACCUCGUCAGUGUUUCAAACGUAAUUUUUUUUCUUUUUAGUUUUUAAGACCACACGGAUUCUUCCGUAUUUUCUUAAAAAAAUGCGACCCCUUUAGCAAAUAAGACCACCAUCAUCGCCCAUUUGGAGAAUAAGAGGAUCGAAUAAGAUGGGGAACCACGCGUCGUCGAAUGGGGCUAGUUUGAAACGGGGCGGUGCGUUCACGAUCGGUUCAAGUACUCAAAGGGAACGAAAAAAAAGUUUGGCUAAAUCGGAAAAUAGUACGGGUGGAGGUGGUACAACUAGCGGAGAUGAAAUAGAAUCGGUUCCAACGAUUAUGUCUCCGGUUGAAAAACUCGCAAAGAUCUUGACUGAGAAAUCAAAAGAAGAUGAAGGUGUGAACGGUGUGAGCCUAUCAACAUUUACCCUUUAUUUGUUUCCUCGAUAUCAACUUUUGGCUGAGAAGCUCUUCAAUCAUUUUCAUCGGCAAUCAAACAGUUUACGAUCUUAUAUUACAACCAGUGAUUUUAAAAUGCAAACGGAAAAAUUUCUCGCUAUACUGGAUGACGCUUCAGCAAUUGAUAUAAUCGUCCGAAUGUAUUCUGUUUAUGAUGCAACGAAAGAAAACGCGUUUGUUACACCCGAAUCGUUACGAAGUCUUCUGAUGUGCUCUUAUCAUAUAGCAAUGGACCAUUACAGUGAAGGUCCACAAAUGUGCCUCUUAAUAAAUAAGACGUUAAAAGCAGUCGUUGAUAGUUGUUUUCAUUCGAAAACGCAACUUUCAAUGCAGUUUGUGUCACAUUGGUUGGCGGCGAAUACCCCUAGAUUAUUGCUGCCAAUUCAUCGGUAUUGCGUGCAUUGUUUAGCAACUUCUUAUCGUACUUUGGAAAUUGAUGGACCUCCUCUAGCGGCAGCGAAAAUGGAAAAGUUCCUUGUGGAUAAUAAAAGUGGUGAAGGGUUAGAAUUAGCGACGCCGGUGUUGGAUCAACCGCCGAUUUUCGGGGAUAAACCCCCGCACCCUCAUUUACUUCAAAUGAGUAUGUCUUGGUUGCUAGCGGGUGCUUUAAGUCCGAAUUAUUCGAGACCGAGGCGGGCUAAUUCACCCAGUAAUAGCGGAACAGGUUUAGCAAGUGUAAAUUUCUUAACUAAACUUUUGUUCGCGGUGCCGUCUCAUUGGUUAAUCCUCUAUGAUUCUAAUGAACAAGGUUUGGGAGCUAAUCGGUUCCUCCACCACGUUUUGGCUUAUAAAGGACCGACGUUAAUUUUAAUAAAAGCUGGUGAUGGGUCACUUUUUUGCAUCGCUUCGUCUUGUGAGUGGAAAGAGUCCCAUUUGUAUUGGGGAGGAGAAGAUUGCGCCGCAUUUCAAUUAUUACCGAAAUUUUUACUCCUCGAAAAAGGUUCGAAGAUGCUCUACUUAAACACAACGGUUCGGGGUUACCCGCAAGGAUUGCGGGCAGGGAAAGAUCCCAGAAAUCCAAUAAUUUCCGUUGACGGUGGAUUUGAAAAGUUUGAGUUUCGUAAAAUUCCACUUUCGAUAAGUUGUAUUGAGGUGUGGGGUUGUGGCGAUCAAAGUAGCCGUGAAACGCAGUUGGAUAUUAAAAAAUGGCAGUUUAAAGAAGCUGAAAGGCAACAAACUGUCAAAUUGAGCGCUGCUGAUUGGCUGGAUCAUCCGGAUAGGUAUUUAUUAGAGCUUGCUGGGCGCCCGGUUUAUAACCAAAAGCAAACUUAAAACGAUUUAAAUUAGAUUUUUAAAAACUUUUUUAGCACAAAGUGCCAUUUUUUGAAACAAACUUAUUCCAUCUUAUCUUAAUUACCUCUCCCCCUCCCCCCUUUUUUUACUCCCGUUAUGUUUAGUCCCUGAAUCCGAAACCGGAUGUACUUAACAAAUGAAAUAUUGAGUUUAAAGUA